GAAUGACCAUGUGGCUUUCACAAUGGCUCAUCGGCUGUCACAACUGUCAGUUGAAAAGAUUAUCAUAACAACACCCCCUCCGUGUUGGGCACAUUUUCAUCGUACUUUUACUGAUUGAUAUCUGGAAAAUUAUACCAUUCCCCAGCACAAAAUGAGCGACGACUUCUUAAGUAAACCUCUAUCCUUCGGAGCUCCACAAUCUUCCGGAAUCGCCGCAAGUCCCCAACUGCAGCCUUUGUCGCCGUAUUUGAACUACGAUACUCGGUACCUGCAAACGCAACCCGAGUUUAUUUUUCCCGAAGGAGCAUCCAAACAGCGAGGACGGUUCGAACUCGCUUUCUCACAGAUUGGUUCCUCAGCUAUGAUUGGUGCGUGCAUUGGUGGCGCUGGUGGACUGUACAAUGGAAUGAAUGCAACGAGACUUGCAAACCAAACAGGAAAACUGCGUCGAACACAAUUGCUAAACCAUGUAAUGAAACAAGGCGCAGCGACCGCCAACACGUUCGGUACGAUAGCGGUCAUGUAUUCGGCGUUUGGUGUCCUACUACAGUAUGCUAGAGGCGAAGACGAUGAGAUUAAUACAAUUGCCGCUGGUGGUGCUACUGGUCUACUGUACAAAUCCACAGCAGGUCUUCGGAAAUGUGCCAUCGGUGGUGGCAUUGGAUUAGCGCUAACAUCAAUGUAUGUGCUCUGGAGUGUGGCUGGUGGAGGCUCAAAAAAACUGAGUGAUCUCAAGUCACAAUACUUGUAAAUGAAAGUAACUGGUUUAGAAUCUACUGUUAAUUUGUUAGUUUUAAAAACAAAAUCCUUAAUGUGAACAAUUCACCAUGAACUGCAUGAAACCGAGUUCAUGAUCAUGUUCAAAACAAUCGCGAGAAGAUGUGAUUUAACUACGAGCAUUCAACUAAGUGUAAAUUACUGUAGGCUCAUUUACGUUUAAAUCUUUCUCUCGAAAUGUAGGAACAUCGCGUGAAGCUGGUGCAACUACUUGAAACCUUACCAUAAUCGGGCAAUAAACUCGUAAUCGACAGAACAGUUCAGUCUAAAAUUGUAAACAGUUUUUUUUCUGUUUGAUCUUGGUUCACCGAAACAUUUAUGUAGUUUGUUUUCUUUGUUCUUUAUCGAAACUGUUUUAAGUUCUGUAAACUUUCAGAGGAAUGAUUUGAAAAAAGCAUAAUUUAUGGUGCAAUUAUUCACACUGAACUUUUUGGCCAUUAAACGCUUUGACAACAAACCAUCGUUUGACAGUCUUUGAGUGUAACCACUACGUAUCCACGCAUGUAAACUUCAAAUUAAUGGCUUGCUGUUUACAUUAAAUUGUGUGUGUUUGUUUGCAGUCGCUUCGGUUCAUUUGGAAUAAAUAUUCGUAAAUUUGGAAAUAAUCAGUGUGAAACCUAAACAUGAAUCAGUAUCGAAGCGAGAAGCAGCUCGCUUAUCUCUAUCCGAUUAUUGCGACCUUAUCUUUCGUGUGCUGUAUAUCGACAACCGUAGCAUGGCAGCACUGGCGAUAUGUGUUGGAUACUUGUGUUGAAACUAACUGCGGAUGUAUUUUGCAUGGCCGGUCAACUGCUACGUUUUUCACCGGAGGCCAUGUCGCCUAUUGUCACUGGGCAGCGUACGGAUUGGUGUUACCCAUAAUAUUCUGCUUUAUCUUUGGAAUAUUCCAUGUCUUCCGGGUAUGCUUCGGACGCCGUCGUCGCUACCCGGGUACAGCCACCGUUAGGCAAAGGUAAUUGUUCCGGGAAAGAAAUCUAUGGACAUUCUUAGUUGGCUAAGGGUUAGUCUGCCGUAAAACUGUAAAAUGGAAUACAGUCUGAACUCACUGGUUGAACUUCGAUUCUCUGCCAACUAUCGAAUAUGUGCUUUUUAGUUGGCACGUUUUCCAUACAAAAAAAAAUCUGAAAUUUUUCGCGGAAGACCUUUGAGAUUUUUGCGAAUUUUUCAAAAAACCAAUUUUUUCAUACCCUUUUUAAUUGAACUGUCAGCCAACUAUCGAGCGUCCAACUAAAAAGCAUACCAACUAAAGAGCGUUCAACUAUUGAAUUCUGACUGUAAUUGCAAAUGUUUUACAAUUAGACAAAUUCAAGCAAAACUAAUUGUGCUAUAUGAACACCAUUGUACAUUAUGUGUGUGAUUAUUGUUCCACAGAUCUGGAGAUGUAAUUUUAAUGACGACCAAAACUGAUGUGGAAGAGGACGACAUCAGUCCUUACUACUGGAUACCGGCUAGCGUCAUUGGAAGUUUGAUGGCGGUUCUUACGCUUGUACAUGCUGCGAUGUAUUUGGACGGAUUCUUGACUACCUGCAAGCAGCAACGCAACGAACUUAUCAAGUAUAUGCAGGCAAACGGCAGCUUAGUACCCAUCAUUCAAAGCCGCAUUUCAUGUUCAUCGGUAUUUGAUUUUAUGGAUUAUUUACAUUUGGACGUUUCGUUCGACAGACACCGAGAGGGAAGAAUUAAUACAGCAGCUGCAUUGAUUAUAGGUUUAGUUUGUUCGUGGAUUUGUGUUGGUUUGUGGAUUUGGACGGUGGUAAUCAAUGCUAAACGAGCACGCGCCAGUAAAGACUUGCGCAUUUAAUACUGUUACGAGGGCAAUCACGAUCGUUUGAAGUGAUAGUAUUAGGCAGCUUUUAAGAUGCAUUCCUUACAUGCCAUGCAUACCGAUUGUGCCUUCAUUUUAAAGAAUGUAAGAUCUACACAUUUUUACAAAUUUUCAUAUUUUAUCAAGCACACGAGUAGAGUAGACAUUCCGAAGAAAAGAGAAAAAAAAACUACGAUUUGCACGAAUCGGUGUUUUACCACCGUAUUUUUUUUAAAUAAAACUUAAAUGAAUGGUACUAAAUCGUAAAUACCAUAUGUACAACUUAAAA
Messenger RNA from Anopheles gambiae (African malaria mosquito), 2870 nucleotides. RefSeq names its product mitochondrial import inner membrane translocase subunit Tim23 (gene Tim23). The transcript has 4 exons. The record is from RefSeq and is a predicted model, not a curated record. Gene Ontology annotation, cellular component: mitochondrial inner membrane; TIM23 mitochondrial import inner membrane translocase complex. Lineage: Eukaryota; Metazoa; Arthropoda; Insecta; Diptera; Culicidae. Bases 152 to 751 code for a protein of 199 amino acids. Gene Ontology annotation, molecular function: transmembrane protein transporter activity. Gene Ontology annotation, biological process: protein import into mitochondrial matrix.